AUGGAUUAUCAUAAGUUGAAGCGGAAAGAGCUCCAGGAUCUAUGUAAGAAACACAAAAUUCCGGCGAAUUUGACGAAUUUGGAGAUGGCAGAUAGGCUCACUGCUCUUCUUGCGGUUAAAGAGAAACCAUUGCCUCAAGGGCAGCCAUCUUGUUUGAAGAGUUUGGAUGAAAACAUGGGUGCUAAUGAUUCUGAUGUUAGAAACAGGCCCGCCAAGAAAGUUAGAUUCAGUCCUCAGAAUGAGAUGAUUGAGUUUCAAAAGUCGGAGGUCAGAUAUAUUGAGGUACGGGAUCGAGGGACGCGAAAAUCUGUGUUGUGCAAAGAUAAGGAUGGUGGUUUGGCAGAUACUAUUAACAAUGAUGGGGUGGCUGGGGAAGUCGGGGAGCCUAGAAAGUCCAGUAGAGGGAGUUUGUUAGUGGAAAAUGAGGUUAAAACCAAGGGAGGGAAAAGAGCUGUAAAUAUUGAUGUGUUGAGGGACAAUAAUGAUAUUACUGGUGAUGCAACAAAUGGAGAAGUUAGGGAGGUUCGAAGGUCUAGAAGGGGAAAAUUGUUGGAGGAAACUAAAUUAGAGAAUAGAGGGGAGAAGACCAGCAACGUUGAAGAGGAUAACAGUACUUUUGAAAGUGCAGUGAAUGGAGAAAUUAGGGAGCUUAGGAGGUCAAGAAGAGGGAAAUUGUCAGAAGGAACUGAGUUUCAAAGCAAGGAAGGAAAAGGGGCUGCUAAAGUUGUUGCUUUUACAGAUGAUAAUCAAAACACUAACAAUCCCGUUACUGGGGAAGCUAGGGAGGUUAGAAGGUCCAGAAGAGGGAAGAAGUUGGAGGGAGCUGAGCUACAAAGUAGAGUGGAAAGUGCCACAAAAAUUAGAGGUUCAGAGGAUACCGGUACUACUGGGGAUUUGGUGAAUGGGGAAGACAGGGAGGUUAGGAGGUUCAGAAGAGGGAAAAAAUUGUCUGAGGGAAGCAAGGUUGAAAGUAAAGGAGGGAAAGGCGUCACAAAAGCCGAGGCUUUAAAUGACAACAAUUUUGUUGAUGAUGUGUUGGAUGGGGACCAUAGCGAGGUCAGAAUAUCGAGAAGGAAUAAGUUCCAGGAGCACUGUGAUGUUUCGAAGGAUAAACUCUCUGCUGCAGGUGAUGUCCCUUCAGUAAAUGUUCAGCAUGAAGAACUUCCUGUGGUUAAUAAGCAUCUUUCGAGUAAAAGGGAACUUCUUGAUGAGAAAAGUAGGGAAAAUGAGGGUGGGGAGAAAAUUAGCAGGAAUUUGUUGCCAGGAGAAAUGGAAGAUUGUGAGGACGAAGUGGGAAAAAAAGAAGUUGCAACGGAAUCUGCUAGUGUGCAACUGCAAGCAGGAGUGAGAAGGUCCAGCAGGCAUCUGGCAAAGGUGGAUUACGUACAACUUGUGAGUAACAAAUUAACAAAGAAGAGAAAUGUAGUGAGGGGAAGGCCGAGAAGCAAGACGGCUUUGGGGCCAAAGGAAAUUUCUGGAGAUGAUAAUAUAUCUGAGAUUGUUGUUGUUGACAAGCAUGCUUGGGUUGAAGCUAACCCGAGGAGGCUGCAAGAAAAUGCUUCUAAACUGGAAUGUUCAGCUAGUGCCCAAGGUACUGAUGUCGUUGCCCCUGUGAAAAACAAAAAAGAGACCCAGAAACGAAGGAGGGAUGUUGGUCUUGAAGGAAAAGCUGCAAUGACUGAUGAAGUGAAACCAAUUGCUGAAACAGUGAACAUCGUGCAGAAAGAAAAGGGCCUAUCAAAGACAACAAAUGUUGAACUCAAGGAUUCCGUCAUUGUGGAUACAACUGCCACAGAUCCUGAUGCUCAGGCUUCUUCAACAGAUACUGACCCGAAAAACUGUACUAAUGCCAAGCUUAGAUCAAAUGCACCUGAAGUUGAAAAUACCAUUCCUGCUGAGUCAAACUUCUUGAUUGAUGGACUAGCUGCAAAUUCAAAUGCAGUUAAUGAUUGUUGCCCUGGAGCAAUAGAUACCAGUUUAAGGAAUUCUCCUAAAAGCAAGCAAGAGGAAUUUACUACUGCAAUGCAUUCAGCGAAAACUGUGAACCUAAACGAGGAAGUGUCACCCAUUCUACCCAGUUGUAGUGGGCCUCUUUAUUUGUCUCCUGCAGUGACAAACUCUCACAGUACUAAAAUAUGCUCUUUUAAGGAUCCUAAGCCUGAUGAAAACAACGGUCCAAACGUUGCACAAGUGAAUUCACCUGAUGCUUUCAAAAGAAGUGCCUCAAGAACUCUGCUGGAUGGAUGCUCUAACUCCGUCGAAGAUAUUGUUAAUCCAUGCGAUAUGCCAGCGGUGGUAUUGCAGCCAUCAGCCAAAGCUGUUGAAAGGACAACUGAGUUUAGUGGAAGCACAAUUGUGGUGUCUCCUAAAUCCUUAUGCACCUUCCCACUUAAUGGGGCUAUGGAUUUGGAGUUGCAUUUUGAAAGGAGUAGACGAUUACCAACUGAAAAGAGUAGAGAUGUGAAACCUGGCUUUGAUAAAGUUGCUGAGGAAGCUCCCAAGGCUACGGACUUGGAGAGACAUUUAGAGAUGAGUGGAUGUGUUGAGACCGAUCAGAGUGGAUUUGUUGAGACCAAAUGUGAUAAAGCAGACAGGGAAGAACUCAGAUCUAAGGAGGGAACACCUUCAGAGAUGUGUGCACCAACACCAGUUGAACUGAAUAGAGAUGUUGUGCCUGAAUACAAGAAUGUUGCAGUGGAAGCAUUAAUAGAUGUGGAGUUGAAACCAACUCAGCUGAGUAGCUGUCAUGAACCAAAGUUUGAUAUGGCUGGGGAAGCAUUUAGAACUGUUGACUUGGAGACAGACAUAAAGAUGAGUACGAAAUCACCUACUGAGCAGAGUGGAUGCGUUGAGACUGACUGUGAUAAAAUAGUAGGGGAAGCACUCAAAGGAUUGGAGACACCCGAGUUCUGUACAGAAUUACGAUCCAGGCAGUGUGUUGAGUCUGACUGUUCUCUUGGAAGAGAAGCAAUCAAAGUUACGGAUUUGGAAACUCAUUUAGAGAUGUGUACACAGUCACCAGCAGAGCAGAGUAAAGUUGGGCCUGAAUUCAAGAAAGUUACCGGGGAAGCACCCAAAGCAAUGGAGUUGAAGACCCCUAUUGAAAUGAGUCCAUUAGCAACCAAGGAGAGUGGAGGUAGUGAGCCUGAAUUUGAUAUUGCAUGGGAAGAGCUUAAAUAUGUGGACUUGGAGACACAUUCAGAGACAAGAAGACAAAUACCAACUGAACAGAGAAGAGAUGUUGAGGGUAAGGUUGAUAUUGCAGGGGAAGUUCUCAAAGCUAUGGGCAAUUCAGAAUCAUCUACUGGAAAGAGUAUAGUUGUUGGGUCUGAUCUUGAUUUUGAAGGGGAAGCAACUGUACAAAGUAGAAAUGUUAAGCUUGAAUGUCAUGGAGCAGAUGGUGAAACAGUUGAAGCUGAGGAUUUUGUUGUACAUUUAGAGAUGACUACUCAAUCAAUAAAUCAGCAGAGCAAAGGGGUGGAGCCUGAAGUAUGUCAAGAUGGACAUGCCGCAGAUUCUUGUAAACAUGAAGAUGUUGGACUGGAUUGUUCAUUUGAACCUCGAGAGUUGAAUUCUCCUGUAGGAACUAUCAACGCUAUGCUGGAUAACAUUGAUCCUGGUGAUGGUAAUUCCAAGACACCUGGCUUGCUGUAUAACAAGACAAAUGAUGCUGCGCGAACUAAUUCUAGCUUUAAGGAGCAAGAUCUCCCUGGUGAUGGAGAUGGAAUCGCGGUAUGUGAUGUAGAGAGCAACAGUCCUGUACAAGGCACCCAGAUAGUUGUCGGUUGGGAAAGUACUGAAUUUGAGCAAGGUUUCGAAAAGUCCUGCACAGGGAGCAACAGUCCUCAAAAGUCCAGUCCCUUGAAUCAUCUGGGAUAUGGGGUUCCCGGUGAAGUCAAUGCAAGAGAGGAAAAUCUUUGUAGUGAAGUCAAUGAAACUCCUGGCGGUGAUGAUGCUGAAAUAGAAGAAUGCAUUAUACCAAGUGUAAAACAUUGGAAUGCACUGGAAUUAGUUGAUCAGCCAGAACUGAUGACAAAAGUUAGGGGCAAAGAAACAUCUGGUUGUGAAGCAGCAGCGUCUGUAGAAAUUCCUGAAGCAAACAAUGGACAUGAGAAUCCCAUUAACACGGAGAAAGGGGAUUCCAAUGAACUUCAGAGACCUAACGAUCUUAUCGACUUUACUGAAGGCCAUAAAUUAUCUGUAGACGGUGAUGACGAUGGAAAGAAGGCCGUUGCUCAGGAGAUCUGUUCCACUAAUGCUGUUAAGGAGCUAAAUGCACAUGAACCCAACAAUCUGUUUGGUAUCCCCAUCACAAGUUUUGAGAGUGAUUCUGUUCAAGUUCAUGGCUCUGGUGCUCUCUGUAAUUCUGUCUCCCAUGUUGCUACAGCUGAAGAUAGAGGAGAUUUGAUUUCAAAGGGAUCUGAGAGUGAGCUUCUACAGCUCGAUGAGCAGAAGAUCAGUGAUUUAUCAUUACAAGGUACUGUUGAUGUAGGAGGGGAAGAAACAUCAAAAGAUGACGAGCUUGCCGAAUCUGGUAACGAAGUGCUUAUCUCUAGUUUGGAGAUUAAAAUACCUUUAGGAGAUAUCAAAGGAGGCCGUAGUAUCCCAUUUGACGAUAUUAAACUUGCUGGAGAGGAAAAAGGAACUUCCCUUGCUAUGUUAUUUGAGACACCAAUCAAGUUGACUUCAACUAAGGCCGAACUUAGGAACUCGGACAUUGGUGAACAUGCCACUUCAGAAUCUUCAGUCACUAAGCAUCCAUUAGUUUUCCAAGGAAGUGAGGUUGCAGGUUCUGGAUAUUGUAAAGUUCGAUCAAUCAUGUCUGAAACCCCCAAUAGCACUUUCCAGGGCAAUUCAUCGACAGCGGUUGAAGGAUUUGCUCCCUUGAUUCAAUCAGACGCAUCAAAUGUUAAAGUGUCUGUUGCUGCUGGAAAAGACAAUACUGCAUCAGAUAAAGGAGUCAAUCCAGGCAAAGCAACAAAUUUUGUAAAAUUGGAGACCAAAUCAGUUUCAGGAGCAGCUCAUCAUCAUCCAACAAAUGCAGACAAGGCAGACUUUGUAUGCAGUUUAGUUUCAGAUGUGAAGACAGAUUCCAUUCAAAGUGGAAAAUCAGUUGCUGCUGCUGGAAAGACCGAAAACAUUAAUUUAGAGGUUACAAUACCUCCAGGAGAAAGUACAGGAGGUGACAGUUUCCCAUUUGAUGAUUUUAAACUUGCUGGAGAGGAAAAAGGAACUUCCCUUGCUCUGUUGUUUGAAACGCCAAUUAAGUUGACCUCGAGUAAGGCCGAACUGAUGAACUUCGACAUUGGCGAACUUGCUGCUUCAGAAUCUUCAGUCACUAAGCAUUCAUUAGUUUUCCAAGGAAGUAAUGUUGCAGGUUCUGAAUAUUGGAAAAUUCCAUCAAUCAUGUCCGAAACCCACCACAGCACUUUCCAGAGCAAUUCGACAGAGUUUGAUGGAUUUAUUCCUUUAGUUCAAUCAGAAGCAUCAUAUGUUGAAUUGCCAGUUGCUGCUAGAAAAGACAACAGUGCAUCAGAUAAAGAAGCAGAUCAAGGCAAAGCAACAAAUUUCACAGAAUUUGUCACCGAAUCAGUUUCAGGAGCAGCUCAUCAGUGUCCAACAAGUGCAGAUAGAGACCUUGUACACAAUUUGGUUUCAGAUAUGAAGACAGAUUCCAUUCGAAGUGGAAAAUCAGUUGAUGUUGCUGGAAAGACCGAGAACAUUAGUUUAGAGAUUAAAAUACCUCCAGGAGGAAGUAAAGGAGGUGACAGUUUCCCAUUUGAUGAUUUUAAACUCACUGGAGAGGAGAAAGGAACUUCCCUUGCUCUGUUAUUUGGAACACCAAACACGUUGACUUCGACUAAGUCCGAACUGAUGAACUCCGACAUUGGUAAACAUGCCACUUCAAAAUCUUCAGUCACUAAGCAUCCCUUAGUUUUCCAAGGAAGUGAGGUUGCAGGUUUUGAAUAUUGGGAAAUUUCAUCAAUCAUGCGUGAAACCCCCCAAAGCACUUUCCAGGGGAAUUCAUCAACAGAGGUUGAAGCAUUUGUUCCUUUAAUUCAAUCAGACGCAUCAAAUGUUGAAGUCCCUGUUGCUGCUGGAAAAGACAACACUGCAUCAGAUGAAGAAGUCAAUCAAGGCAAAGCAACAAAUUUUGUAAAAUUGGACACCAAAUCAGUUUCAGGAGCAGCUCAUCAGUGUCCAACAAAUGCAGAUGGAGACCCUAUACACAAUUUGGUUUCAGAUGCGAAGACAGAUUCCAUUCAGAGUGGAAAAUCAGUUGCAGUUGCUGGAAAGACAGAGAACAUUAGUUUAGAGAUUGAAAUACCUCCAGGAGAAAGUAAUGGAGGUGACAGUUUCCCAUUUGAUGAUUUUGAACUUGCUGGAGAGGAAAAAGGAACUUCCCUUGCUAUGCUAUUUGAAACACCAAUCAAGUUGAUUUCAACUAAGGCCGAACUGAUGAACUCAGACAUUGCCGAACAUGCCGCUUCAGAAUCUUCAGUCACCAAUCCCUUAGUUUUCCAUGAAAGAGAGGUUGCAAGUUCUGAAUAUGGGGAAAUUCUAUCAAUGAUGUUUGAAAAUCCUGACAGCACUUCGCUGGGCAAUUUAUUGAGAGAGGACAAAGGAUAUGGUCCAUCGGUUCAAUCAAAUGCAUCCGAUGUUGAAGAUCCUGUUGCUGCUGGAAAAGACAAGUAUGCAUCAGAUAAAAAAGUUGAUCUGGGCAAAGCAACAAAUUUGGUAAAAUCUUACACCAAAUCGGUUUCAGGAGCAGCUCACCAGCAUUCCGGAAUUGUACAUAAUGCAGACCUUGAAUGCGAUUUGGUUUCAGAUGCGAAGACAAACUCCUUACUAAUUGGAAAAUCAGUUGAUGUAGCUGAAAUUAGUUUAGAGAUUGAAAUACCUCCAGGAGAAAGCAAAGGAGGUGACAGUUUCCUGUUUGAUGAUAUUAAACUUGCUGGACAGGAAAAAGGAACUUCCCUUUCUAUGUUGUUUGAAACGCCAAUCAAGUUGACUUGUAGCAACGCAGAACCGAUGGCCUCAGACAUUUGGGGAUGUGUGGCUUCAGAAUCUUCAGUCACCAAGCAUCCCUUAGUUUUCCAAGAAAGUGAGGUUGCAGGUUCAGAAUAUGGGGAAAUUCCAUCAAUGAUGUCUCAAAACCCUGACAGCAGUUUGCAGGGAAAUUUAUUGACAGAGGUCAAAGGAUUUGUUCCAUUGGCUCAAUCACUGGCAUCAAAUGUUCAAGAGGCUGUUGUUGCUGUAAAGAGUGCAUCACAUACAGAAGCUGAUGAAGGCAAAGCCACAAAUUUGGUAAAACGUGAUCACAAAUCAGUUUCCGGAGUAGCUCAUCAGCGUCCCACAAAUUCAAGUAGAGAUCUUGAAAGCAAUUCUGUUUCAAACAUGAAGGCGAACUCCAUUCGAACUGGAAACUCAGCUGCUGUUGCUGGAAAGUCUGAGAACAUUAGUACAGCAGCCAAAUCUACUAUAAAAAAGAAGGAUGCCAGAACCAUUCUGAUACAUGCAACACCUAAAAAGCUGCAAUUGGGGGCUGACAUGAAGGAAAAUGCAACUAGCUCCAAGUUAGGAAAGGUUGGUAGUUUGACAACAAUGAGACCAGGAGCAAAGAGACCUCCUUUGAAGCACAUCUCCCCCUGGAAAUAG
Messenger RNA from Oldenlandia corymbosa var. corymbosa, 7659 nucleotides. Lineage: Eukaryota; Viridiplantae; Streptophyta; Magnoliopsida; Gentianales; Rubiaceae. The record is from the annotation of a GenBank genome assembly.